GAAAAAGAUGAGCAGCGGCAUUUGGCAUUCCAGGCUGCAUCAUGUCUGCACCACUUAAGUACCCUGUUGAGAAGCAGAUUGAACUUUCACAGGGAUCCGGGAUUUUUAAGUACUAAACAGGAAGUGAUUUCCCAGAAUUCUUCUGUAUCUUACUACACUCCAGCCACUCGUAAUUCUCGGAAUCCUUCUCCUGUAAAUGAGCACCUCCGGCCUUCAGUUGUGGGACGCACAAGUCAGCGACUUAGAGGAGAUGGACAAGAUUGGGAUGCUACGUCUUCUAGUGGAAAUAGCAUUCAAGCUCAAGUCAAUUCCCGGACAUCACACUUGUUGCCAUUGGACAGAGGUCACUUAGACCCUCCAGAAGUUGAAAAUGAAGAUAUGCUAGAUCUGCAGUUUCAGCAACUCAGUCUUCCUCAGUUCUGUGUGCUGAUUUUGGAAAGUGCAACGCCACUGUUGAAGUCAGAAAGAAGAAAGAUGUUACAACUCGUCCUUGAACUGCUUAGCGAAAACUUGGUACUGCUUUGUGAUGCCAUUUCAGAAAACGUAUGGGAGGAUCGAAGUCUCAUAGGACAAGAACUGAGAUGUAAACUGCUUUUCGUGCUGGAUACACUUGGGGAGGUUAUAUUGUAUCAUAAAAAUAACAAUAGCUCUGAGAAGCCUGACUCUUCUCUU
This is a messenger RNA of Staurois parvus, 672 nucleotides long. NCBI's taxonomy places the organism in Eukaryota, Metazoa, Chordata, Amphibia, Anura, Ranidae. The record is from the annotation of a GenBank genome assembly.